Sodiomyces alkalinus F11 is the source of this 2220-nucleotide messenger RNA. RefSeq names its product Oligoxyloglucan reducing end-specific cellobiohydrolase. Gene Ontology annotation, molecular function: protein binding. The transcript is spliced from 3 exons. Gene Ontology annotation, biological process: xyloglucan metabolic process. The record is from RefSeq and is a predicted model, not a curated record. Bases 1 to 2220 code for a protein of 739 amino acids. NCBI's taxonomy places the organism in Eukaryota, Fungi, Ascomycota, Sordariomycetes, Glomerellales, Plectosphaerellaceae.
AUGAAGCACCAGCUACUUCUCGCAGCUGCGGCCACGGCCUGCGCUGCUUUCGAAUGGGAGAACGUUCACAUCGGUGGCGGAGGCGGUUUCGUCCCCGGCAUUCUCUUCCAUCCUAAUGCGGAGGGGGUUGCCUAUGCCAGGACCGACAUUGGUGGCCUCUAUCGCUGGAACUCGGACGACUCGUGGACCCCUCUGACCGACAACCUCGCCUUUCAUCACAACUGGAAUAGAUGGGGCAUUGACGCCGUCGCCGUGGAUCCCUCCGAUCCGGAUGUCGUCCUCGCUGCUUUUGGCAUGUAUACCAAUAGCUGGGACCCCAACAACGGCGCCAUCGGAAGGAGCGAAGACCGUGGCGAGACAUGGACUUUCAGCGAACUCCCUUUCAAGGUCGGAGGCAACAUGCCCGGCCGCGGCAUGGGUGAGCGCCUCGCCGUGGACCCCAUCAACUCCAACAUCGUCUACUUCGGCGCCCGCAGCGGCAACGGCCUGUGGAAGAGCGCCGACGGCGGCGCCACCUUCGAGCACGUGACCGCCUUCCCCAACCCGGGCACCUUCAUCCCCGACCCCCAGGACCAGAGCGGCUACAACUCGGACAUCCACGGCCUCGCCUUCGUCACCUUCGACACCACCUCCGCCCCGCUCGACGGCGCCACCUCCCGCAUCUUCGUCGGUACCGCCGACAGUACCGCCGAAUCCGUCUACGUCUCGGAAGACGCCGGCGCCACCUGGUCCCCCGUCGCAAGCCAGCCCAUCGGCUUCCUCCCCCACAAGGCCAAGCUCUCGCCCGAGGAGCGUGUCCUGUACCUCACCUACAGCGACGGAACCGGCCCUUACGACGGCAGCGACGGCGCCGUGUAUCGCUACGACAUGGCCACCGGCUCCUGGACCGACAUCACCCCCGUCAGCGGCGGGGACCACUUCUUCGGAUUCGGCGGCCUGGCCCUCGACGCCCAGAACCCGGGCACCCUCGUCGUCGCCGCCCUCAACUCGUGGUGGCCCGACGCCCAGCUCUGGCGCUCCACCGACUCGGGCGCCUCCUGGACCCCGAUCUGGCAGUGGGGCAACUACCCGGAGAUGGACCUCCGCUACAACAUCUCCGCCCCCAAGGCGCCCUGGAUCCAGACCAGUUUUCUGGAUGGCGUCACCGAGAAGCUCGGCUGGAUGAUCGAGUCCCUCGAGAUCAACCCCUUUGAUAGUGAUCACUGGCUGUACGGCACGGGUCUCACCAUUUACGGGGGGCACGACCUCACCAACUGGGAUGAUGCCGACGAGACCAUUAACAUCCAGUCCCUGGCCGACGGGAUCGAGGAGUUCGCCAUUCUGUCCCUCGCCUCCGCCCCGGGCGGCAGCGAGCUCCUGAUCGCCACCUACGACAACAGCGGCUUCACCUUCGCCUCCGCCGACGACCUCGACGCCCCGCCGCAGUCCACCUGGACCAACCCGCGCUUCGACGGCUCCGUUAGCGUCGACUACGCCGGGAACGACGUGAACCGGGUCGUCCAGGUCGGCAACGUCCGCGGCCAGGAACAGCUCGCCGUGUCGUCGGACGGGGGGUUCACCUGGGGCAUGAGUCCCGCGGCCGACACCGACGCGGCCGGCGGCACGGUGGCCUACUCGGCCGACGGCGACGUCAUCCUCUGGUCGACCGAGGCGGUGGGCGUGCGGCGGUCGCAGAACGGGGGCGCGCUUUCGUCCGUCUCUUCGCUCCCCGCCCGAGCUGCCAUCGCUAGCGACAAGCGCGACAACGAUGUCUUCUACGCCGGUGCGGGGGGCACGUUCUACGUUUCGACCGACGGGGGGGCGACGUUCGUGCCAGGUGGCGCGCUGGAGGGCGUGUCGCAGGUGCGCUACAUCGCGGCGCACCCGGCCGAGGCCGGCGACGUCUGGGUGUCGACCAACGCGGGCGUGUUCCACAGCGUGGACUUUGGCGAGACGUUCGAGCUGGCCGGGGACAUUACGAACGCGUUCCGCAUUGCGCUUGGUCGCGGCAAGGGCGAGGCGUGGAACGUCUACGCCUUUGGUAUCGGUCCCGCGGGCCCGAAGCUGUAUGGCAGUGCUAAUGGCGGCGCUACCUGGCAUGACGUCCAGGGGGAGAUUGGGUUCGGCGCCAUUGAUGCUAAUGCGCUUGCUGGCAGCGGGAAUCACCCCGGUCUGGUGUAUGUUGGUACCAACGGCAGGGGUGUUUUCUGGGCGGAGGGGGUUGUUGGACCUAAGUGUUAA